Messenger RNA from Akanthomyces muscarius, 831 nucleotides. RefSeq lists its product as uncharacterized. The transcript has 3 exons. Bases 1 to 831 code for a protein of 276 amino acids. Gene Ontology annotation, cellular component: membrane; cytoplasm. NCBI's taxonomy places the organism in Eukaryota, Fungi, Ascomycota, Sordariomycetes, Hypocreales, Cordycipitaceae. The record is from RefSeq and is a predicted model, not a curated record.
AUGUCGGUCAAGUUUGAACGGGACACAUUCCAGCAGACGGCGAAAAAUGUCGUGAACAAUGCGGCUCAGAAUGGUCAGAUCCCCGGCACCAGCGGCAAGCACCCGCUCGCUGAGAAGAUCGGCACUGCUCUGACGGGCGGUGCCGGUGAUGCUGGAACCAAGGGCUACCUCGCUGCCUACAUCAAGCAGCUCGAGUCCAACCCCCUCCGCACCAAGAUGCUCACCGCUGGUGGUCUCGCUGGUCUCCAGGAGCUGCUCGCCUCGUUCCUCGCCAAGGACCGCAACAAGCACGGAAACUACUUUACCUCGCGAGUCCCCAAGAUGGCCGCCUACGGUGCUCUCAUCAGCGCGCCGCUCGGUCACGUCCUCAUCUGGAUGCUGCAAAAGGUCUUCCACAACCGCACCAGCCUCAAGGCCAAGAUUCUGCAAAUCAUCUUCAGCAACCUGGUGAUUGCGCCCAUCCAAAACAGCAUCUACCUGGUCGCCAUGGCCCUCAUCGCCGGUGCCCGCACGUUCCACCAGGUCCGCGCCACGGUCAAGGUCGGUUUCUGGAAGGUCAUGAAAGUUUCGUGGGUCGUCUCGCCGCUGUCCCUGGCCUUUGCCCAGCAGUUCCUGCCCAACCACCUCUGGGUGCCGUUCUUCAACGUCAUCGGUUUCGUCAUUGGUACAUAUGUCAACACCACCACCAAGAAGAAGCGCCUCGCCGCUCUCCGCAAGAAGCACUUUGGCGGCGGUGACGGCCGUAGCAGCAUGGGCCGCCCCGACGACUACCCUCCUCCCGGCAUGGGCGGCUCCAUGGGCGGUCCCAUGGGCCCCAACCCUCCCUACUAA